CAAAAAAGAAUAACAAUUGCAAAAAUAAAUGUCUUUGUUAAAAGAUUUCCAUGAGUUAUCAAAACAAUAGAAGGAAGAACAUUUCUUAAAGAUUUUGAAUAAAUCAAUGGGAGUCUUAGAUGACGAGGAUAAAUUUAAUUAAAUUUAAAAUUCAAGUAUUUUGGGAUAUGUAGAGAAGGGAGAAAUUUUAAAAUAAAGAGAAAAAAAGCUUGCUUGUAUGGAGAAAUAUAAUAAAGUAUUUGAGGAGUAUUAGAAUAAAAUCAAUAAGGAGAAAGAGGAUAAAAUUCAGUCAUAUUAGAUUGUACUUAUUUAAUUAAUAGAGAAUAGAAUAAAGCUAUUGAGGAUGUAGCUGAGAAUAAUUAACUAAAUAUCUAUUUGAAAGAAAAUUUCAGAAUUAACCUGAAACAUAAAGAUUGA
This is a messenger RNA of Paramecium octaurelia, 417 nucleotides long. Lineage: Eukaryota; Ciliophora; Oligohymenophorea; Peniculida; Parameciidae. The record is from the annotation of a GenBank genome assembly.